Molecule: messenger RNA, 4852 nt
Organism: Cantharellus anzutake
Lineage: Eukaryota; Fungi; Basidiomycota; Agaricomycetes; Cantharellales; Hydnaceae
Product: CNH domain-containing protein
Exons: 12
Coding region: 162-4628 (1488 amino acids)
Biological process (GO): intracellular signal transduction
Molecular function (GO): guanyl-nucleotide exchange factor activity
Source: RefSeq, a predicted model, not a curated record
UCCGGCUGAGUUGUCGCGAUGAUGGGCGCUUGCUUGUAACAUCACUCUCCCCCAUAACCGUCGACGACAAUCUCUCCGAAUCUGAAUUGUCCCGAAGUUGUGCUGGACCUCUGAAUAAGAUUCCGGCGUUUUCUUCUGAGCAUUUUGGCCUCGAAAGUUCGAUGGAGAGACCCCUGGGUGCUCGUCCACCUCCACCUUCCAACGAUCGAAAUAGGGCCUUUGAAUCUAUCUUUGGCAGGCCCAGUGCCGUUCAUCAUCUAGCACCCCCUCAGCGCCACCAAUAUGCCCCUAGUUACUCUGUUCCGGUCCCUUCAGGUCGUUCCCCUUCACCAUCGGGCUACCCGGUCGCCCAGCAGCCUGAUUCUCGACAACCUUACUCUUACCCUCAAAAUUAUAAUCAACCGCAUACUCUCUAUCGUGCGCAGACGGUAGGGCCUGGGUUGAUGGGUGAUCCGUCUGUUCAAUACGGUGUAAAUGCCUACAGUGGUGAUCCAAGAACCCACCCACAAUACACUCAGGCAUCCUAUGGGGCUGGCGCUCACAGCAAUUCGCCACCAUCGCAACACGGUACUAGUUCCAGACAGUCCAUGCAAAGUCUUCGGGGUCCUGGUGUUAUUACACAUCGUUCGUCCGACGGUGCCGAUUUGGUUCACACCACAUCAGCAAUCACUCCCGCUCAGGCGUAUCAAGCGCAAAUCUACCCAUCCUUGCAUGCUCCCCCUAGGCCGAUUGAGUUGCCACCUGGUACAGCACCAACUGCAUGGUACAACAAUGGCCACGCGCAACCCGCAUCUUCGCAACCGCAUUCAACAUCCACAAACACCCAUUCAUCCAUGAACUUUCAAUCCCAGACCCCUACACCUCAACCACCUGCAAACUUAUUGCUUACCCUCGGAACUUCAUUGCCGCCUGGGAUGAAUGGCUAUGUGACACAUUCGAUAGAACGCACUGGAGCGGCUCAAUCAGCGCCGUCGCAUAAAUCUCAGCCUUCUGUAGAUUCAGAUGUGACGUCCAUUGCAGAGUCCGCCCGAACUCGUCCAACGCCCGGUUCAAUGCGAGUUGACACCUCCGUUGUUCCCCACAUGCUGUCAUCAUCAACAGCGCACAUGAACGACAUGCGACAAUCAGGUGGUCGUCGGUCCAACGACUCUGCACACACCGUUCCAUAUUCAACCAUGCAGAGCAGGGUGACGGGGUAUGACGGAUCCAUAACGACCCGACAUCGCUCAUCCACCUCGACAAGCGGUCCCAACCGACCCAUGUCUGUGCCAUCCUCCCCGGCUUCCACUACACGUACCAACAGCAGCAAGCCAAUGCCUCCGCUACCUCGUAUGCCUCCUACGCGCCGGCCACCUCCCGUCUAUGCUGCUCUCCUGUCCAAGGUCGCAGAAGCAUUCCGCGAGCGCAUCACACCAUCUUUGUCUGGGCGCGUUAAGAAUGAUCUAACGUAUAAAGAUGCGUUUGACGGUCGUGAGGCGGUAGCUAAAAUUGCCGAAAUAAUCCGGACGACGGAUCGGAACCUGGCACUACUUCUCGGAAGAGCCCUCGAUGCGCAGAAAUUCUUCCAUGACGUGACCUAUGAGCAUCGGCUGCGCGAUAGCGUUAGCGAAAUAUACCAGUUCAAGGGUAGCGUCCCAACACCUUUCAUGGAUGUGGAUGGCGACAAGACGGCGACCGGCGCUCCGAGCAAGGACACAUCCCCGCAAGACAUUGGCACUGGUUCUGCUGGGCGUGAUGCUCAUAGCGUCCAUGGAUCUUUUGCCACGACUUCCACGAGUGAAGGAACCUUCACUACCGUCGACAACCAUCGCAGUGUCCGACCUCUCCCUGUACCUCUGACAAGGCAAGCGCAACAUAAAUCCCUUUCUUCUUCCUCUGUUACCACAUCCGAAAAUACCCAUUCUUCUGGUCUCCUUUCACCAGACUCUGUAACAACUACCUCAUCUGUACCCUUCCCGCCCGACGCCAGCCCCACAGACUCCAAAACCGAGGAACACGAAGAGCUCACCAUUGGGCCAUCGCCACGCCAACGCACCGAGUCUGUGUCUUCAUCAGAGGAUGCCCCUCUUCCAUCUGGCGUUUUUACGCUCCUUACAGAUUGUUACUCCCCAACUUGCACGAGGGAUCGGCUUUGUUACAGUAUUGCUUGUCCAAGGAGAUUAGAGCAGCAAGCAAGGCUGAAUAUGAAGCAGGAAACGGUCCUGAAGAGGACAAUCAGCAAAGAAAGCCUGAAUGAUGUUCCGGAGCCUGGUACCCUAUGGAUCCAUACUGUUUCUAAAGAGCUUGCGGACAGUUUGUCAGAUCGCGAGAAGAAGCGGCAAGAAGCCAUUAACGAGGUCAUGUAUACGGAGCGAGACUUCGUGCGUGACAUGGAAUACUUACGUGAUAAAUGGAUGCGACCUCUGAGCACUCGUAAUAUCAUUCCUGAGCCACAACGGCCGGACUUCGUGGCGCAACUUUUUUGGAAUUUGAACGACAUCAUUACGGUCAACACUCGUUUACGUGAUGCCCUUAACAAACGUCAGAAACGGAGUGCAAUCGUCGAAUCUAUAGGAGACGUCUUCUUUGAUGUUGUUCCACAAUUUGAACCGUUCGUCAUCUACGGCGCCCACCAGCUCUAUGGAAAGUUUGUGUUCGAAAAAGAGAAGAGUUCUAAUCCCGCUUUCGCACAAUUCGUGGAUGAGGUGGAGCGGCUGCCGGAAUCGAGGAAGCUCGAGCUAAACGGCUAUUUGACGAAGCCUACCACCCGUCUUGCGAGGUAUCCACUCUUGUUAGAGGCUUGUCUUAAGCUGACUCCGGAUGACCAUCCGGACAAGACAGCCAUUCCGAAAGCAGUAAAAAUCAUUCGAGAGUUCCUCGGCAGAGUGAACGUGGAAAGCGGGAAGGCGGAAAAUAGAUUCAAUCUCCUACAGCUUCAUCAACAACUCGUGUUCCGCCAAGGAGAACCCGAGGAUCUGCGCUUACUUGAUGAAAACCGCGAGCUGAUUUACAAAGGGCAACUGAAAAAAGAGAGCACAGAUUUGCAACUUUUUUUGUUUGAUCAUGCAUUGUUGAUUGUCAAGGCGAAGACUAAACACGAACAAUAUAAAGUCUUUCGAAAGCCAAUACCCCUCGAGCUUCUGAUGAUAUGGCCAUCUUCCGAGGACCCAUCCACUCUCCGUGGGGCAAACCGACCAAGAUCUGCUCUCAUGUCAGGGCGAAGUUCUGGCACCAAGUCAACACUUGGGGUGCACCCGAUGGCCACCCAACCCUCAACGAAACCGGACCCUAAGGGAGGCUUCCCUAUCACAUUUAUUCACCUUGGGCGGAAGGGGUAUACAUUGACACUCUGGGCGAGUACAUACAUUAGCCGGGAGAAGUGGAUGGAUCAUAUCUUCAAGCAACAAGAAAACCUGAGGGACAGAAGCACCAUCCUUGAACCACAGGUGAUCAGUCAAAAUUUCUUUGGCGGCUCGAACAGGGUGAAUUGCGCGGCCCCUCUGAACCAUGGUAGACGUAUCGUAUAUGGAACGGAUGAUGGAGUGUAUUUCACUGAUCUCCGAGAACCGCUUCGAGAACCCGUCAAGAUGCUUGCUUUGGUGGAGGUCACCCAAGUAGAUGUGCUGGAGGACUAUCAGUUACUAAUCGUGCUUUCGGAACGAACCGUCAUGACCUUCCCACUUGAGGCCCUUGAUCCUAGGGACCCUACUGCAGGCCUGAAACGUGCUAAACGAGUCUCUUCACACACGUCUUUUUUCAAGGCUGGCAUGUGUCUAGGCAGAAUGCUUGUUUGCGUUGUGAAAGCGAGCGCACUCUCCACUACAAUAAAAACGUUGGAACCUAUUGAUCAGAACCAACGCGGCAAGAAUAAGCCUACCUUCAAGAAGCUUCUGCAGGGGGGCAACGAUACUUUACGGGUGUUUAAGGAAUUUUACAUUCCGGUUGAGUCAAGCUCAAUACAUUUUUUGCGUACGAAGCUUUGUGUUGGAUGUACCAGGGGCUUUGAAAUCGUGGAUUUAGAGACGUUGGAUGCUCAGGGUCUUCUGGAUCCUAAUGAUACUUCCCUUGAUUUUGUUCAGAAGCGGGAGAACGUCCGUCCGAUGGCUAUCUAUCGUGUCGACAACGAAUUCUUGCUUUGCUAUGAAGACUUUGCGUUCUACAUCAACAAGAAUGGAUGGCGAUCAAGAGCUGGGUGGAUCAUUCAUUGGGAGGGGACACCUAAAGCGUUUGCCCUUCAUUAUCCCUAUGUUCUUGCGAUUGAUCCCACAUUCAUCGAAAUACGCCAUGUUGAGACUGGUUUAAUGGCGCAAGUUAUUCCAGGAAUCAACCUUACCUGCCUUUUUGCCGAUACUCCCCCAUCCACCAACACUGCGACGCUGCAGUAUGGCCAUCCUGGUCCCUAUGGCAGCAUCGGCACGAACUCAUCCCGACAGGCCGGAUACAGUUAUGGCCCACCGCAACACUCACAAUUCUAUGGUCGACGUGACCCUCACGUCCGAGACGACAUAAUCCUGUUGAUGGAUGAUCGUGUUGUCUCGUUACGAUUUUCGCCUGCUUACAUUCCCCCCGUUUCCUCGAGACCUCCUCUUUCUCCUGCACACACAUCUAAUGCUCAUCCACCCUCGAACUAUCCCGGCGUGCCUCGAUGAGCACACUGAGCCCAAAUGAAAGAUCUUGAUCCCUCUUGCCUUGGUUUUCGUCCAAUAUCCACAUAGUUUUCGUUAUUUUCCUUCACGCCUUCUGGUGCUCCAUUGAUCUCGGUUUCUGUGACGACCCUUAAUUGUACGAGUUGUUGUGAGGGUUAUUCCCACGGAAUGUUCUUGCCAUGUACUUAAGUCCGAGCAUUGAUUAUAGUUCCUGUGUUAAAUCCGCU